This is a messenger RNA of Drosophila subobscura, 1802 nucleotides long. Its product is annotated as aldo-keto reductase family 1 member A1. The coding region runs from base 90 to 1079 and encodes 329 amino acids. NCBI's taxonomy places the organism in Eukaryota, Metazoa, Arthropoda, Insecta, Diptera, Drosophilidae. The transcript is spliced from 5 exons. Gene Ontology annotation, cellular component: cytosol. Gene Ontology annotation, molecular function: aldose reductase (NADPH) activity. The record is from RefSeq and is a predicted model, not a curated record.
UUUUGCCAUCGAAGCGGUUGUGUCGCGGUUCUUUUGAAAACUUCCUUUGAAACUUGUCCGGCUGAGAAAAAUUAAAUAAUCAGUAAAACAUGACUAGCGAGAAGUAUUUAACCUUGAACAAUGGGCUGAAAAUGCCUUUAAUUGGCGUGGGCACAUGGCAGGCAUCCGAUGAGGAAAUCGAGACGGCCAUUGAUGCUGCCCUGGAGGUGGGGUAUCGCCACAUCGACACAGCGCCAGUUUAUGGCAACGAGCCGGCAAUUGGGCGUGUGCUCAAGCGCUGGCUGGAUGCUGGCAAGGUGAAGCGUGAGGAGCUGUUCAUUGUGACCAAGCUGCCACCCAUUUUGAAUCGCCCGCACGAAGUGCUGCCAACCAUUAAAAAAUCGCUGGCCGAUUUGCAGCUGGACUAUGUGGAUCUGUACCUCAUUCAUACGCCCUUCACGCUGAACAUCAACGAGGAUGGCAGCUUCAAGAUUGAUGCAGAGGGUCUCAUGGAGGUGGAUCCGACCACAGAUCAUGCUGCCAUCUGGCUGGAAAUGGAGAAGCUGGUGGCCCAGGGCCUGGCCAAGUCCAUUGGCGUCUCCAACUUCAGCAAGGAUCAGGUGGCGCGUCUGCUGAAGAACUGCAAGAUUCGCCCAGCCAACAAUCAGAUCGAGCACCAUGUGUACCUGCAGCAGCGUGAACUGGUGGACUUCUGCAAGGCCGAGAAUGUGGCCGUCACAGCUUACUCCCCACUGGGCUCGAAGGGCAUUGCCGCGUUCAAUGCAGGCGCUGGAAUUGUGCGAGAUUUGCCCGACCUCAUGGACAUACCGGAGGUCAAGGAGAUUGCCGCUGCCCACGGCAAAUCCCCGGCUCAGGUGCUGCUGCGCUGGAUCCUCGACAAUGGGCUGUGCGCCAUUCCCAAGAGCACAAACGCGGCACGCCUGAAGCAGAAUCUGGAUGUGUUUGACUUUAAGCUGAGCGAGGCGGAGGUGGCCAAGCUGCAGGCAUUGGAUAAGAAUAUUCGCGUGUGUGAUUUUGCCUUCUUCCAUGGCGUGGAGCGGCAUCCGGAAUUCACAUUCAAGAAUCAGUACACCAAUUAGGCAAAGAAACUCCAACGAAUGCUCGACACAUGCACCAUGCACCAUAUAUAUACAUAUAUAUUCAAAUAUAUAUGCAUAUGAAAAUAUAAUUAACUAUAUGUAUGUGUGUCCCAGCCGCGCACAUAACCGAUCAACCGAUCGAUCCAGGCAGUUAGAUCCCCUACAGCAAAAUGCUACGUGCUCUCUGUCAUGGUGGAAUUAUUUACAAGGUGACUGUGCGAGGAUCACUAACUUAUUCACCACGCUCCUAAAGACAAGCGCUAGAAAGGGAUAGAGUGUGGUGCAGACCUCACCUUGUAAGUAAUUUCAACCAUGCUCUCUGUUGUGUGCGUUUUGUUUUGAAAAAAGUUCGGAAAAAGCAUUAACGAAGAAACCAAAAUAAACAUGUAUUUAGUAGUAAAACACAGACACUUGCAACACACACAGACACACCCAAGCGCGUGCAGAAUGAGGUUGAGGAUUUUGUGAGUGGUUAGUUUUAGCGCAGAAUCCCCUAACAGAUCCUGUCAAGUUGGCUGCUGGCUAGCGGCUGGAAUGUUGUGAAGAAACUAAACAAUUUUGUGCAAUAUUUGGUUUAUUAUUUGUGGUAUUUUAAAGACAAUUGCGAUAAGUAAGUUGCCCUUACCUUAGUUAUGUUUAAGAGUUAAUUUUCAACCAACUGACAGAUGGACCUACUGCCCAUCGAGGUAUUAUAAAUUUUGUAUAUUAAAGCGCUGACUGACA